Messenger RNA from Larimichthys crocea (large yellow croaker), 1319 nucleotides. It is a transcript of the gene cxh14orf119, whose product is annotated as chromosome X C14orf119 homolog. The transcript has 2 exons. The record is from RefSeq and is a predicted model, not a curated record. Bases 378 to 983 code for a protein of 201 amino acids. Lineage: Eukaryota; Metazoa; Chordata; Actinopteri; Sciaenidae.
CGCGUUUUAUUUCGUCAACAGCAAACUGCGCAAAAAAUGCGCAAGCUUGAUUUCCUUCCUACACGUCGAGGCUAAUUAGCUGCAUACUUCCUGUAUGUGUGUGUGUGUUAGAAAGAUUAGCACCGUCCGUGCAUCGUCGCAGCAAACAUGCUGACAACAAGGUAAUUUACUCAAACAAACAAACAGCAGUUUGUAUUUAGAGUAGGUAAUAGUGACGCUGCAGACUCCAGUGAGAGUUAGUUGCUUAGAUACAAGCUGAGCUAGCUACAUGUUAAGAGACCGGAUGAGUCUCUGAGCAGCAGACGGCGGUGCUGAUUAACUCACAGCGGAGGAAUAGCUGGCUUCUCUCGUGUUGAAACAAACCUGCAUUUCCAAAGAUGUCUUGGUUCAGUCAUGUCAGUCAGGGCUCAAAUAAUCAACAGCCCGUUCACAACCACAGACUCGCAGCCACAGACUCCCUGUGCAGCGCUCUCAACUCCAGGCUUGGAGGUUCAGCAGAGGGAGCACCGACCAUGGCAACACAACACUGGACCGGCUGCUCCACUCCCAGUCCGAUAGUCUUUCCGUCAGCUCCGCAUGGUGUAGUCAGCCCUCCCAGUCUUGAGAAGCUGUCCUGCUCUUCUCUAAAUGUAGGUCAGGUGAGAGAUCCGGAUCCCAUCUCCUAUGUAAGCCUCCAGGAGCAGCGGUGCGUCCUGAGCUGGUUCCAGGGAUGGACCGCCGCUCAGAGAGAGCGGUUCUUGCAGGACCUUCUUGGGAAAGCUGUGCCAGGGAAAGUGUGCACCCUCCUAGAUUCACUGAAUACUCUUCAGGUUAAAGACAGACUACCAAACAUAUUUGAAUGCCAGCUGCGCCUGUGGACCCAGUGGUUUGAGUCUUGGGGAGAAGAGGAGAGGAAUCAUUUUCUGCACAUGCUGGAAGAGCGGGAUCCAGUUUUUGUUUCCCACUUUUACAGGAGCGUAGCCGGUACAGCAGGACGAGACUGAGUAAUGUUUGCAGUGUGAUGUAAAAGCAAGUGACUCACAAAAUGUGUUAAAGAAAGUGUAUUCGAUCUCUUCAGAGAAAUGUUUGUGUAACUGUGAUGGGACUCAUUAUUGGAGGUAAACUGUUUGAUUGUAACAGAAGUGUUCAUUCAAUAUAUAAACUCUGUUUACUGAAUUUCAUACACCAAGUUCUCCAGGUAAUCAGGUUUAACAUCUGGAUGCAAGACAAACUUACAGACUUCAUUUUUCUGUACUAAGCCUAGUGAUUAAACAUCUGGAAUGACAUGAACAAGCAGACCUUUUUCAAACAUAGAGGAAUAAACAAAAUGCAUCAUUGUA